AUGCCGCGGAAUCAUCAAGUCCCCAUCAACCAAUUCCCCUCAAACUUGUACAACAUGUACGAUGAAUUUGAGGUUGAAGAUUGUUUAAACCGAAGGGUUGUGCAAGUAGAAAAUCGGAGAAAGGUCCAAUAUUUGCUAAAAUAUGUCGGGUACGACAUACCCGAAUGGACGGAUUUUUCUAACUGCAAUAACUACAGGUCCCUCAUUGGGGAAUUUCUACGUAAUGAAAGGGCUGCUACAGUGGACCAGGCCGGACCAGCCGAUGUCAACGGUGAGGUAGAGCUGGACGGCGAAGCCUUGCUAUAUUGCGAGGCUUUGCUGGCCAGCGAAGCUUCACCAUUAGGCAUCGGCGAUUCGGCCGGGGAACCUGAUCAGCUGUCUGAAGGGCCUGAUUCAAACCUCGAGCCGCCGGCCAUCGAGACCCCAGCAAUCAUGCUCCCGGCCGUCGAGACCCCAGCCAUCAUGCCGCCGUCCGUCGAGCCGCCGGCCGUCGAGACCCCAGCCAUCAUGCCACCGAUGGCAUCGAAACAGGCGCAACAGGCUAUGGCGUUGCUGGGCCAAGGGUUUCGGCUUUUGGGGCCUGUCCUGAGGCACUUGGUGGCCAGUGAAAAGGCAGGACUACCUGGUCCUUCUUCCCCUCUACCUGGUCCUUCAUCCCCUCUACCUGGUCCUUCAUCCCCUCCACCAUGUCCUUCAUCCCCUCUACCUGAUCCUUCAUCCCCUCUACCUGAUCCUUCUUCCCCUCUACCUGGUCCUUCAUCCCCUCUACCUGGUCCUUCAUCCCCUCCACCAUGUCCUUCAUCCCCUCUACCUGAUCCUUUAUCCCCUCUACCAGGUCCUUCAUCCCCUCUACCAGGUCCUUCAUCCCCUCGACCAGGUAGUGCAACGCCUCGUCCUGGCCACCAUUCAGGAUCACCCAAAGCCGGUCCAGCAUCGCCUAUCGCAGGUCCAUCAAAACGGAAAAAAAUCCGGUCGGAGGAGAAAAAAUGGAAAUACAAAAUAUGCAUUAAGGUAAGUUUAAUUUAAUAAAUUUAUCAAAUUAGUUCUUUCCCUUAACUCUUUUCCCUUAUUUGCAGUGCAAAACAAAAGGCCACAUUUCCAAAUUUUGCCCCGAGAAGGUCAACAAUUUCCCUCCUCCACUACUUUAUCCUCCUUCUUUUCCGCCUCCUCCUGUAAUUCUUCCUACUUCCUUUCCGCCUCCACCUCUACUUCUUCCUCCUUCCUUUCCACCUCCUCCCCAUUACUACCCACGUCCUCCUUUUCCCGUUCCGCAUUCCACCUUCCACUACCCUAACUUUAAUGCCAAUAAUUUCCGCCCUCCAUUUUAAUUUACUUUUUUUUUAUUAUUACUUUCUCUUAUUCUAAACUAGAUUUUCAUUUCCCACUUGUCCUUCCCUCUU
This is a messenger RNA of Daphnia magna, 1400 nucleotides long. RefSeq names its product vegetative cell wall protein gp1-like. The coding region runs from base 1 to 1026 and encodes 341 amino acids. The transcript is spliced from 4 exons. The record is from RefSeq and is a predicted model, not a curated record. Lineage: Eukaryota; Metazoa; Arthropoda; Branchiopoda; Diplostraca; Daphniidae.